GGGGUCACAGCAGGGCAGCCUGGUGAGCAGAGAAGCCAUCAAGGAGGAAAGGCAAAACCAGAGACAGCAGCCUGACAUAGCUCAAGGUGCCUGGAUCAAGCCACACCUGCAGGUUGGGCCCCCCUCCACCGGCAUAAGAGCGCAGGCCCCGCCCGGUCAGUGUCCAGACCACAGCGGCAUCAUGGCGGGCCUUUCCCGGCGCCUGGCAGCUCUGAUGCUCCUAGGAGUAGCCCUAUGCGCGGCGCAGCCCCGCGGCCGGAUCCUGGGGGGCAGAGAGGCGGCGUCCCACCAGCGGCCCUACAUGGCCUCCGUGCAGGUGAAUGGCAAGCACGUGUGCGGCGGCUUCCUGCUGGCGGAGCAGUGGGUGCUGAGCGCCGCGCACUGCCUGGAGGACGUGACCGACGGGAAGGUACAGGUGCUCCUGGGCGCACACUCGCUGUCGCAGCCGGAGUCCUCCAAGCGCCUGUACGACGUGCUGCGCGCAGUGCCCCACCCGGACAGCAGGCGCGACACGAUUGACCACGACCUCCUCCUGCUGCAGCUGUCUGAGAAGGCCACGCUGGGCCCCACGGUGAAGACCCUGCCCUGGCAGCGCGAGGACCGCGACGUGCCCGCCGGCACGCUCUGCGACGUGGCCGGCUGGGGCGUGGUCAGCCACACGGGCCGCCAGCCAGACCGCCUGCAGUAUCUGACCCUGCCGGUGCUGGACCGCGCCACCUGCAACCUGCGCAGGUACCACGAUGGCACCGUCACCGAGCGCAUGAUGUGCGCUGAGAGCAGCCACCGCCGCGACAGCUGCAAGGGUGACUCCGGGGGCCCGCUGGUGUGCGGGGGCAUCGCCGUGGGUAUAGUCACCUCCGGAUCCCGCGUGUGUGGCAACCCCAAGAAGCCUGGCAUCUACACGCGUGUGGCGAGCUAUGCGGCCUGGAUCGACGGUGUGAUGGCCGCGGCUGAGGCCGCCUGAGGAGGGCCUAAGAGUGGGGUCACCAGGAGCAAUAAAGUCAUCUACUUUUGCAUACCGUCAGCCUUUAUUUUA
Molecule: messenger RNA, 1036 nt
Organism: Pteropus alecto (black flying fox)
Lineage: Eukaryota; Metazoa; Chordata; Mammalia; Chiroptera; Pteropodidae
Gene: CFD
Product: complement factor D
Exons: 6
Coding region: 182-964 (260 amino acids)
Biological process (GO): proteolysis
Molecular function (GO): serine-type endopeptidase activity
Source: RefSeq, a predicted model, not a curated record